UUUAAAGUGGCUCGGUGGCGGAAUGGUUUAGUCCUUUCGUGUAAUCAUGUUCCUUUGUGGAACUUAGGUUAAAACAAAAGUACUUCAAUCUGACUCUGUUGCUGGCUCUGUCACCUAGUUUGUACAAUUUGUCUGUCUGCACAUUAAGCUGACAUUCUUUCAUCGCUGUUCUGCGCCUAGUAACUUUAGGAGCUCCAGGGCGUCUUUUCACUUGCGGAUUCCAUCCAAGGACGUUGUAACAAACUUGUGUUUUUGUACCAGAAAUGACAUUCUCUCUCGCAGGUUUAGUACUUCAGUACCUCAUAGGUUCGAAGCUUGGCACGUGAAAUUAAUGCAUGUCCUUUUUCGAAUUAUAAGUACUGGAAAUGAGGCUCACAGCCUUCGUUUGUAGGAUGCAGGCAAAAAUGUUAUCAAAAAGUGGUUUGGAUCCCACUAUAAACUGUAAGUCUGGGUUUGAGCUUGAGGUCUUGCGGACCCUAUCAUUAGCUUAUCAUUAGCCUAUCAUUGCGUUAAACUUGCGUUAAACUAUCAUUAGCUUUGGAACGAGCAGCUAUGGAUCUUAUGCUCUCAAUAGCAAAAGUUUAUUUUUUAUUUUUAUACAUUAAACCAGAAUUUUUUUGACUUUUUUACAUGAUUUCUUGAUGUCUGUGAAAUAUAUGUUGGAUUAUUUAACUGUAUUUGUUUCAAUGUUUACAAAAAAUUUUUUUAAUAAAUUGAAAUCAAGUUCAAAUAAAAUUUAUUUUUAAUUUGGUUUUACUAUUUUAUUACAAUACUUAAACUUAACAUUGCAAUUAGUAAAGUAUAAAAAUUGUGAUAAAGCAUAUGAAAUCUUAAAACUAAUUUGAGAGAGUGUAAAAUAAGAAAAAUCUUUAUUGUCAAUAUUUUAAGAUAAAUAAAACCCGGCGGACUUCGCGAAUGAACUUUUAGUAAUAAUUUAAAAACAAAGGGGUCGAAUAAAAAAACUUAAAAAUGGGAAAGUAUGGAAAAUAUUUCUGCAUGAGUGUCUCACACGUUCUAAUCACAAUUGGAACUUUUAUGGUCUUGCUAAAUUUGAUCGCAAUUGGUUUGAAUAUUUCUUGUUUUUACGCUUUGAUUGAUAAAUUGCAAAUAUCAGAUGUCGAAACACAGCCAGAUUUUUUGGUUGGAUAUGUCGCAAUAUCAACAUUUACAUUCUAUAUUAUGAGUGCAUUCUUCCAUUCUUUUUUGUGCUGUAAAGCAUGUUAUCAAAACACAAAAAAGUUCUUCAUAUUUUACUUAAUACUUGUGUCCAUUAAUACUAUCUGUGCCUUAAUUGAUGGAAUCGUUAAACUCGAAACAUUUUUAUUGGUUGCAAUGUUUUUCUUCUUAUUUUUCACAUUAAACAUUUUGUGCAUUAUCGCUGCUAUAAUGGCGAGACAUGAAUUGUUGUUGCAACAGCAACAAACUUUAAAUCUGUUCAAUACAGGACACGGAAAUGAAGCUUUUACAAGCGGUCAUAAAGAUCUACCGAAAUUUUCAAUGACAGUUAAUGUUGAAAAAGUUGAAUCUCAAAAUGGACCAGAAGCUGAGCCUUUAAAUAAAAUUUAAACCAUUUUGUUUACUUU
Molecule: messenger RNA, 1583 nt
Organism: Chironomus riparius
Lineage: Eukaryota; Metazoa; Arthropoda; Insecta; Diptera; Chironomidae
Source: the annotation of a GenBank genome assembly